GUGGAGACGUUGACUUUCCUGUGGAUCCUCUUCGCCUGCAUUGUCCUCGGCAACAGUGCCGUGCUCGCCGCUCUUCCCAAAGGCCGAAAGUCUCGCAUGAACUUCUUCAUAAUGCACCUCGCCAUUGCAGAUCUCGGCGUGGGUCUGGUGAGCGUGCUAACGGACAUCAUCUGGAAAACUACUGUUGACUGGCAUGGAGGCAACUUCGGCUGCAAAGUUGUCAAAUUCGCUCAGGUCCUGGUUACGUACUCUUCCACAUACGUGCUGGUGGCACUGAGUAUCGACCGGUAUGACGCCAUCACUAGGCCUAUGAAUUUCUCCGGAAGCUGGAGGCGUGCGCGCUGGCUGGUAGCACUAGCCUGGGCUGCAUCAGUGGCCAUGUCACUGCCCUCCAUCUUCCUCAACGGCGAGGCGAUAGUGCACGGCCGUCUCCAGUGCUGGAUUGAGCUCGAGUUGUGGCAGUGGCAAGUGUACAUGACCCUGGUUGCUGGCUCUCUCUUCUUCAUACCGACCUUGCUAAUUGCUGCCUGCUACAGCAUUAUUGUCUACACCAUAUGGAAACGGAGCAAAAUACUAAAAGGAGCUCAUGGGAAGGAUAUCGACACGAGAAGAACAAGCUCUCGGUGAGUGAUUCCAAAAGCAAAAGUCACGACGGUCAAGAUGACUCUGAUCAUAGUUUUAGCGUUCGUCUUCUGCUGGAGCCCGUACUUCAUCUACGACUUGCUCCAAGUGUAUGGCGCGACUCCGAAGACUCAGGCGGCCAUCGCCGUCGCAACGUUCAUUCAGAGCCUGGCACCACUGAACAGCGUCGCCAAUCCGCUCAUCUACUGCUUCUUUUCGAGCAACAUGUGCCGCCACAUUCGACACGAGGCCCUGCUGACGUUGUCGCCCCAUGAACCUCCGUCUUUAUGA
Rhipicephalus microplus (southern cattle tick) is the source of this 912-nucleotide messenger RNA. Its product is annotated as cardioacceleratory peptide receptor-like. Gene Ontology annotation, molecular function: vasopressin receptor activity; neuropeptide receptor activity. The record is from RefSeq and is a predicted model, not a curated record. Gene Ontology annotation, biological process: neuropeptide signaling pathway. Lineage: Eukaryota; Metazoa; Arthropoda; Arachnida; Ixodida; Ixodidae. Gene Ontology annotation, cellular component: plasma membrane.